AUGUCGUCUGUUCUGUCUGGUAACUCCCCACUGUCAUCUCGUGCUGGCUCACCUAAUCCCAUGGAAGAGGACGUCAUCAUGGAGGAUGGCAACGCAUCCUUACCUGCCUCAGUUUCUGCAACAACUGAACGCCUCAAUGAGAUGGAUCUCGCGGCUGACCCGCAUACAAACCUCGUUGGCACCCCGUCUCCUGCGCCUACUAUAUCCACUAAAGGUGAAGAAAUUGUCAACCCUGACGCUACCUCACCACAACCUGCUCCACCUGUUACGAAGCCGCCAACGUUGACUGAAGUUCUGAAGAAGGUUCUACUCCAAAAGGAAAAUGCGCAAAUAGCAUACUUGAAAGCUCUGAGCCAUUCCAAUGUCAAUGUUGAUGAAGCCAACCUACUCCGUGAAAAAGUAAACAAUUUAGACAAGCAUGUCAAAACACUUACCGAUGGUCUCAAGGCUGCUGCUGCUGCUACUGCUGCUGCCACCAAGGCUUCCGCUGCCGCUAACUCAUCGUCCACUGGCUUAAAAAUUUCCAAGAGAGAUCUUCCCAAAUUCCAACUGGAGGAUAACAAAGCUAAACCAUUUCCACAUGAGGAGGCAUAUCGUUCUGUUGAUCAUUUCCUCUCAGAAUUCGAAAAAAUUGUGUAUUCUUCUGGCCAAGACAUCGAAACCGUAUGGCGCAAGUACAUUCCCCUCACGUUGUCGUAUGAAUUGGAUGACUGGAUGAAGACGGUGGUCAUGAAGUGCAAUGUCUGGCACGAUGUCAAGUUGGUUUUCAGCAAGAAGUUUGGGACAGUAGUUUCAAGAAUACAUAAGCGUCGUGCUGUGAUGAAUAUGGAAAUUGGGUUCCAUGAAUCUGUCGAUGAAUAUUCCAAUCGUUUCUUCCGCACUGUUGGUGAGGCCGGCUAUCAUCGUGAUGAUUUGACAAUUGGUGAUGUCUUUUUGUUGUCUUUACCCGAGUCCUGGCAGCUGAACAUUUGUACUGUGCUCCUUUCAAAUACCAAGAGACAAGCCUGGACUACCACGGAAAUUCACAAUGCUGCCGUAGAUCUUCUUGGUGAAAAGACUCCCCAAUCAUUGAUGCUAGGAAAGGACACCAAGCGCAAGUUUGGCUCUGUUGAACCCCCUAUUGUUGCUACCUCUGGCUCAUCUGCCACCACAUCUUCUGCUUUGCCAAAGGCAAGAAUGCUUGGUGAUCGAAAUCUGCCCAAUAGGGCUGCUACCAAGAACCCUAACCCUUGCCGCCAUUGUGGUCGCCCCUGGAAGCAUGGCCAUACUUGUGAAGAAUAUCGAAUGGCCAAACGCCAAAAGGGCGCUGGUGAUGGAAUCAACGUAUUGUCCGUGUCUACUACUUCUGAUACUAAAGAAGAAAAUGAAACUGACGUGAUGACCCAAGCUUUAAAAGAAGCAUAUGAAAACGAAAUUUACAAAUGUAAGUCUAAAAAGACAAACGAAAGCAAAAACAACAUGAAACUAAUCACGCCUCUUCUAUUAAAUGGUAGAAGAAUCAUCGGAAAAGUGGAUCCCAGAUCGGAUAUUAGUUUCAUCAAUAAAAGCAUAUUAAAUAAAUCGUUUUCAAACAUACAAACGUAUAAAACAAAUGGCUUUCUCAAUUUCUUGUCUGUAAAUGAUGAUAACAAGAACAGUACGGUAACAAGAAUUGGUAAAACUGAACCUAUGGAAGUAACUUAUACAAACAAUAUCAAAUUCGCUCAUGAAUUCGAGGUCAUUAAAUUUAAUGAUGAGUUGUCUACUGAAUUUGAUGUGUUACUUGGUGUCGAUAUUCUACCCAAAUUGAAUAUCUACCUGCAAGGAGUAGCAUAUAAAUUUCCUGAUUCAGAAAAGGACAAAGAAAUGAAGCAGUUUGAGGAUAUAAAUCACGAUCAACAAAACAAAUUCAAUCCUGAAAAGGCUGAUUAUGGUACUCCAAGCGAAAGAAAAGAAUUGCUAGCACAAAUUCAAUCAGCUUUGGACGAAAACAGGGCUAUCCCAAGUGAUGCAGCAUGUACAAUGCCAGAAUCAGUUGUAAGAAUCAAAAUUUCGGAUCCCAGUGAUUGUUUCGUUCGACAAUAUCCAUUAGCGGUAAAUGCAAAUGCAGAAAUCAAAUCACAGCUAGAAGAAUGGCUAAAAGAUGGCAUUGUCGAGCGUACCAAACCUGAUCCAACCUUUCACUCACCUUUAUUGGCUGUACCUAAACGUGAUCCACUCACCGGGAAAACUAGCAAGCUUCGAAUCUGUUGCGAUUUAAGAAGAAUAAAUGCUGCCAUCUCGGAUAAAGACUGUCAUGAGAACUUUGCUGUACCAAAAAUAGAUGAAAUCUUCAGCAAGGUUGUUGGUAACGCUAAUGUCAUAAGUGUUUUGGAUCUAAAGCAAGCUUAUUUUGCAUUUCCUGUAUCACCAGAAUCAAGACGUUGCCUCAUAUUUAGUCAUAACAAUUUGACGUACCAAUGGACCAGAGCCCCUUUUGGGUUAAAAUUCCUUGUAAGCCAGUUUGUCUAUACAAUGAGCGUUUUAUUCGAUGGCAUUGAACAAGAGUUGAAAGAUGAAGUAAAGAAAUUAUACAUAAAACAAAACAAAGACACCACUCAAAUUGGCAAUGAAAUCCAAGCAGGAGUCUGCCACUACUUAGACGAUAUCGUGGUGUAUGCUAGAAACGCAGAAUUUAAUGCACUAAUGGUUAAUUUAGUGGUAAGGAGAUUGAGUAGAGUAAAUCUACGUAUCAAUACAGAUAAAUGUUCAUUCUUCCAAACAAGUGUCUAUCUGCUUGGAUUCAUCAUCAGUAAAGAUACCACAAAAAUUGAUACAAAAAGACUAUCAAACAUUGAGUCAUGGGAAAUCCCAAAGACAACGAAACAGGUCCGUAGUCUUAUGGGUAUUAUCAGCCAUUUAAGAAACUACUGUCCAAUGCUGUCUAAAAUAGCUGCUCCUAUUGACAGUCUACGAAAUGAGAAAAAAAUCACUGCAAAAUGGACAUCCUUACAUACUGAUAGACUCCAAAGAAUCAAACAAAUACUCAUGUCUAGUCAAAUCCUUUAUGCACCUAAUCCAUCAAAGCCAUACUUCAUGCAAACUGAUGCCAGCGUUCUGGGAAUAUCAGCCUGUCUAUUCCAAAAGGAUGAAAUGGGACGCAUUAAGCAUAUAGCAUUCGCAAGCAGAUCUUUGAAUAGUGCAGAACGAAAUUGGUCUACUAACCGAAGAGAAACUGCAGCCAUUGUGUUUGGUUUUGAAAAAUACAAAGCUUUAUUAUGGGGGCACAAUGAUAUAACUGUUUUAUGUGAUCAUUUGGCCCUAACGUAUCUUUUUACAUCAUCAACACUGAACAGCACUCUUCAAGGGUAUCUGGAAAUUUUAGGAGAAUACAAUUUCUCAGUAGCUCACAUCAAAGGAAUGGAAAACAUUCUUGCUGACCGACUAUCGAGAUUGUACCCUGCCAUAACCGAAGAUGAAGAGCUAGCUGAUGAAUAUGAACAACAGAUUAAGAAACUACACAAGCUAAUCCUGCUACGAAGAACUACCGGGAACAAAAUCGUUAAACAAAAGGAAGUUCAUUCCAAAGACCCCAAUCUAAAUGUCCUAGCGAUAAAGCUCAGUAGCAAAGAAUUUAAACAAACCACAACUGAUUAUGUUUGUCCACCUCAACAAGAUCGUAAAAAGAUCAUCCAAGAUGCACAUAAGGUAGGACAUUUUGGGAUUGCGGCUGUGGUUAAGCACAUUCACACUUAUCAUGGUCUUCAUUGGAACUCCAUCUAUAAGGACGCCAAAGAACUUUUGCUGUCUUGUAAGGAAUGUCAAUUGCAUAAUAUUGCAAAGAAAGGAUUCAACCCAGCAAGAAGUGUAGUGUCGUAUGAACCAUUUGAUUUCAUUAGCAUGGAUAUGAUUGGACCCUUACCAGUAACGGAAAGAGGCAAUUGUUAUAUUCUUGUGGUUGUAGACAUCUGUACCAAAUACAUCAUUGCUCGUCCUACACCAAACAAACAAAGUGACACAAUCGCUAACAUCUUGGUCUCAAUCUAUGGAGAUUAUGGUUUAGCAGUGAAUGUUACCUUAUCUGAUAAUGGAAGAGAAUUCAAAUCUCAACUAUCAGAAUACAUCUAUAAAUCAUUAAACAUUGGCAUGAUACAAAGCACUCCUUACUACGCACAGGGAAAUGGUCAUAGUGAAAAUUCUGUGAAAACUGUAACUGCAACACUAAGGAAAAUGUGUGGGAAUGACACCAGAAACUGGGAUAACCGUUUGCCUAUUGUACAACUAGCUAUAAACAUGAAAGUCCGUGAUCGCACAGCAAGCACCCCUUUCAGCUUGAUGUUUGCAAGACAAGUAACAUUGGACCCUAAGAAAAUUAAUAGAAAUAACAGGAAAGCAUUGACACUGGAAGAGCUACAAAAAAGAGCUGAAACCAUGAAUGACAUUGUCUUUCCUGCUAUACAACAACGAACUGAUGAAUUGGCUAAAAUAUAUCGCGAGAAAUUCAACAAGAAACACUACAUAAUCGAAGAUAUUCCAGCUGGUACACCUGUAAUGGUACGUUACGCAGAAGGUCGAUCGAAUAAACUAGCCCCGCUAUAUUCAGGACCAUAUAUUGUGGUGCGACGUACUCAAGCAGGAACGUAUGUACUAAAAGAUGAUACUAGCGAAUUGCUACAUCGUGAAUAUACGCCCUCUGAAUUAAAAGUUGUCUCAUUAGACGAAACAGCAUUGGAAGCGCAAGUAUAUGAGGUAGAAGAAAUUCGUGAUCAUCGAGUGCUCCCCGAUGGCACAUACGAAUAUCUGACCAAAUGGUGUGGUUACGGUGAAAGAGAGAAUGACUGGCUUACCCCUGAUCUAUUCUCCACACCUACUCCUAUUACCAAUUACUGGAAGAAAAUGAAAGAACUUGAAAGACGAGAGGCAUCUAGAAAAGAAAUCAAUGAUACUUCAAUUAAGAAUACUAUCAACAAAUCUAAGAAACGCCAAACAAAAUUGCCUCAAACAAAUACUCGCCGCCAAAAACGUGCAAGAAAUACGAAAUCUAAAUAA
Molecule: messenger RNA, 5007 nt
Organism: Mucor velutinosus
Lineage: Eukaryota; Fungi; Mucoromycota; Mucoromycetes; Mucorales; Mucoraceae
Exons: 1
Coding region: 1-5007 (1668 amino acids)
Biological process (GO): DNA integration
Molecular function (GO): nucleic acid binding
Source: RefSeq, a predicted model, not a curated record